AUGCGGUUCACCGACCGAGCUUCUCUCCUCUCAUCGAUUGUGCUCACCAUACCUUCUUUAACUGCGGCCUUCUACUUGCCAGGUGUCGCACCGACCUCCUACAACGAAGGACAAGCAGUUCCGCUUUACGUGAACCACCUCACCCCCGGCCUUUCCCGCGACGAUCAGCUUCAUUCAGUUUUCUCCUAUGACUAUUACCACCCGGCAUUUGGGUUCUGUCGACCCCCAGAUGGGCCUAAAGACGUGAGGGAAUCCCUGGGGAGCAUUCUCUUCGGUGAUCGCAUUCGCACGUCCCCAUUCGAGCUUCACAUGGCAAAGAAUGAGACUUGCAAAUCGAUAUGUGGAGAAGCCAAAUUCGAUGCUCGCAGCGCAAAGUUUACCAAUCGGCGGAUAGCUCAGGGCUACAACAUCAAUUGGCUAGUGGAUGGCCUGCCGGCUGCGCAGUUGAACUAUGACAGUGUCACCAAGACCAACUUCUAUAAUCCUGGAUUUUCUCUGGGCGAUCUCGACGAGAAUGGACAGGCUCUACUCAACAAUCACUACGAUAUCGUGAUUGACUACCACAAGGUGGGGUUCGGCGGCAAGGACAAAUAUCGUGUCGUUGGAGUGCUUGUGCAGCCUGCAUCUCGCAAGGACUCGAGGAAUCUCGAAGGUGGGUCCGCCGAGUGUGGCACCCAGGGCAAUACUCUUACCCUCAACGAGGACGGGGAGACUACAGUUACCUGGACGUAUAGUGUCAUCUGGAAGGAGUCUCCUACUGCCUGGGCCACUCGGUGGGAUAAAUAUCUUCAUGUUUAUGACCCGAAAAUCCACUGGUUCUCUCUCAUCAACUCCGCGGUUUUUGUGGUCUUCCUCGUUGGCAUGGUCAGCAUGAUCCUUCUUCGCGCACUCAAGAAAGAUAUUGCUCGCUACAACCGGCUAGAUUCAUUCAAUCUGGAGGAUUUGGAUAGCACUUCGGCCGCGAUCGAGGAUGGAGUCCAAGAGGAUUCUGGCUGGAAGUUGGUCCAUGGCGAUGUCUUCCGCUGCCCGAAAUAUCCACUACUCUUAAGUGUGAUGGCAGGCAACGGCGCCCAGCUGUUCAUGAUGACCGGCGUGACCGUCGCAUUCGCUCUACUUGGUCUCCUCUCUCCUUCCAAUCGUGGAUUCUUGGCUACUGCGAUUCUUCUCAUUUCCGCCCUCUUCGGGGGUAUCGGCGGCUACGUGUCAGCUCGAGUGUACAAGUCAUUCGGUGGCGAUGCUUGGAGACGCAACAUCAUCAUGACUCCUCUCUUCGUCCCCGGCAUUAUCUUCGGUACUUUCUUCAUACUGAAUCUCUUUGUUUGGGCCAAGGGAUCCAGCGGUGCGGUGCCAUUUGGGACCAUGUUGGCACUGGUUUUGAUCUGGUUUGUUAUCAGUGUGCCAUUGAGCGUGGCUGGUAGCUGGCUGGGAUUCAAGCAAUCGCCGCUGGAGGGUCCUACCAAGACCAACCAGAUUCCCCGCCAAGUUCCUCCGAUGUCUGGUAGUCUGCGUCCGAUUCCAUCCAUUCUGCUGACUGGACUGCUCCCCUUCGGUGCCAUUUUCGUCGAGUUGUUCUUCAUCAUGAACUCACUCUGGACCAAUAAGAUCUACUAUAUGUUUGGAUUCCUGUUCCUCUGCUACGGACUGAUGAUUAUCACCUCAGCCGCUACGACCAUCCUAUUGGUGUAUUUCUUGCUUUGUGCGGAGAAUUACCGGUGGCAUUGGCGCGCAUUUGCCGGUGCUGGUAUGACCGGAGGAUACGUCUUUGUGAAUGCGCUCCUCUUCUGGGCGACUCGAGUCAGCUUUGGUGGAUUGACCGGGGCAGUGCUCUACGUGGGCUAUUCGGCGUUGAUUGCCUUUAUCGUGUUUGUUCUGACUGGGUCCAUUGGGUUCUUUGCCAGUUGGGCUUUCAUCCACCGCAUCUAUGGCUCAAUCAAGGUGGACUAA
Molecule: messenger RNA, 1944 nt
Organism: Penicillium bovifimosum
Lineage: Eukaryota; Fungi; Ascomycota; Eurotiomycetes; Eurotiales; Aspergillaceae
Product: transmembrane 9 family protein
Exons: 4
Coding region: 1-1944 (647 amino acids)
Biological process (GO): protein localization to membrane; vacuolar transport
Cellular component (GO): endosome; fungal-type vacuole membrane
Source: RefSeq, a predicted model, not a curated record